Molecule: messenger RNA, 1740 nt
Organism: Caenorhabditis remanei
Lineage: Eukaryota; Metazoa; Nematoda; Chromadorea; Rhabditida; Rhabditidae
Exons: 6
Coding region: 1-1740 (579 amino acids)
Cellular component (GO): Cul2-RING ubiquitin ligase complex
Source: RefSeq, a predicted model, not a curated record
AUGCAUUUCCCAACGUUGUUCGAGUUUUCUGCGAAAUCUGUUGCCGAAGGAGUUCAUAAUGAAACAAUUUCAAUACCCUUCCUUCUGGAUGCUAAAUGUAGUGAUGUGAUUUUCAAAGAACUUCUUAGUAUCAAUCCAAAUUAUUAUUUCAAAAUAUUGGAAGACUCGAAAAAUAAUUUGAGCAUUACAAAAAUUGAUAUGAGAUGCUCAGAGGAUUUGGACAUGAGACAUCUAUCAGCAUUCAAUUUGGUGUCGCUUUCUUUGAAAAAUAUAGAAAAUCUAUAUGACCAAUUUGCAGAUAAUGACAAUUACCCAGUUAUUGAUAUUGCGUCUGCUUUGAAGGUAGCUCUCAAUGAGAAUUCGCGGAAAGAUUUGGCUCAUUUAGGUAUAACUGGAAAGGAGCGGUUUCCGAAGAAUUGGGCGAGAGAGAUUUCCAAACUUCUUCCAUCACUUCAAAGUAUCGAUAUCAGUCGAAGGAAAUUCAAUAAAUGGUCAAGAUUCCCCAACUUUUGUAUGCAUUUUCCCAAUAUCCGAGUUUUGGAUAUAUCAUCUUCUACUAUCCAAUCACUGAAAGGAAUCAAAAGUCUUCAAAACCUUGAAGUUCUGAAAAUGUGUAAUAUAGAUAUUGGGCAUAGUAAGGGGUUCAAUGAGUUAUCAAGACUAAAGAAGUUAAGAUAUUUGGAUGUUUCAAAUACAGAAGAUCUAUCUGAUAUAGAACGAGUUAUGCCUCGGUUGGGAGUGAUGGAAAAGAUGUUGGAUGCUGGCGUCGAAAUGAAGCAAUUGCUGUUUAUUGACUGUUCUCAAACAGCUGUGACGCCAAUGGAGCUUCAAAGAUUUGCUCAAAAACAUUCGAAUUUGGAGACAGCUGUUGUAAUGGAAACAUUGGCUCAGGAUGUUGAAAUUAUUGGAGUCAACUUGUUCAAUUACAGUACAGCAUACUCAUUGCUGAAAUCUCUCAGUCUUAGUAUAUCUACUAAAAAGUCAUUUUUUAUUCAAAAAUGUCUUCGUAGACUCAUCACCUCACUAAACGUCAAUUUUGAUAUCUAUGAACGUGAUGAGCUCGAUGAUUGCUUAAAAAUGAUGCUAUCUAUUCUGGAUGAACACGAAUUUGAUGAUGGCUUGAAAGGCAUGGCGGUUCGAGCAUUGUCCAAAAUGUUUAAAACUGAGAAUCUGGACAAAUGGAGUUUUCUUGAAAUCGAGAUAGUUUUGAGACGUCUGUUCAAGAAAUGUAAAGCAAUGAAAAAAACAAUUUACACAAAUAUCAUCAACGAUUCCAUUAUAAUAACGGAUGGCGUUUUGAACUCGAUUACUGUCGGAAAGUUGUUACCGGACUCAUUGCUAGAUGUUAUAUUUCUGGAGACUUUAAAUGCGGUGACAAAGAAUUCAGAAGUGUUCGUUAAUGGAUAUCGGAUUUGGGAACGGCUUCUGAUCCAUAAAAUGAGUUGGGAGCAAUUUAAAUCAGCGUGUGAAAAUGUGAAGUACAUUAACGCAGUUGUUGAAAUGAUGGCUAUAUUGUUGGCAGAAAAUAAGUGGACUUAUUAUGGUAGAUCAGUGGAUUUUUUGAAUUUUAUGUUAGCAAGUGAAAGCAGCAAAUGGAAAAUCGUGGAUACGGAUGUGCACAUGAAGAUCAUGAGACAAUUCAAAACUCUUCAUACAUCAAAUAAUGAAUUGCAAUCUAAACUCCUGCGAAUCGUGCUAUUUUUCCAUCGAUAUUCAUUUUCUUAUAGGAAUUUGUUGUAA